Molecule: messenger RNA, 1347 nt
Organism: Episyrphus balteatus (marmalade hoverfly)
Lineage: Eukaryota; Metazoa; Arthropoda; Insecta; Diptera; Syrphidae
Product: transcription factor YY2
Exons: 6
Coding region: 88-1326 (412 amino acids)
Biological process (GO): regulation of transcription by RNA polymerase II
Cellular component (GO): PcG protein complex; transcription regulator complex
Molecular function (GO): DNA-binding transcription factor activity, RNA polymerase II-specific; RNA polymerase II cis-regulatory region sequence-specific DNA binding
Source: RefSeq, a predicted model, not a curated record
UUCUUUUCAGAAAAGAUCUCCAAAGACAACUUCAAGACUAAAAGGUGUUAAUUUUUUUUUGUUUCAAUAUUUGAAGUUUGAGUGAACAUGGCUCACCCGGACAUAAUGUGCGAGGUAGAGAUAUCUGAUUCAUCUAUAGUAGAAGUAGUGGAUACUGAACACUUCUCAGAUAUGAAUGGUGUACCAUAUGAACAUUAUGGUAUACAAGUGUGUGAUGAUCAAUAUGAAGAAGUUACAUGUGAAACAGAGGAUUCUCAAGGUUUAAUGAUGCAAAAUAUUGAUGAUGUUUUUAUAUCUGAAGAAGUAGUCUUGCAAAGUGAUUCUAAUAUGCAAGGACACGAAGAUGGUUUAGAUGUAUCAAAUGAUCAUUUUCGUUCAUAUGCUGAUGCAUCUCCUUUCGGUUCAGAUAUUUAUGUUGAACAAAUACCAGGUCCAUCAAAGAAAAGAAAAGCUGGAUCGACGCCAAAACAACGGCAUGUAAUAAGUCGACUUCGAACAUCAAAACCAGAAGAAGUCAUUACAACAGAAGAAUCAGCAGUUAAACCACGUAGAUGGGAGCAAAAACAAGUGCAAAUUAAAACAAUGGAAGGUGAAUUCAGCGUUACAAUGUGGGCUUCAGGAGCUUCUGAUGAUGAAGAAGGAUCAAAUCCAGAACCUGAUCCUGACUAUACAGAAUAUAUGACUGGUGGGAAAAAAAUAACACAAGACUGCGUACCUGGUCUUGAUCUGUCUGAUCCAAAACAAUUGGCUGAAUUCGCGAGACCAGGACAUAAAUUAAAACUUAAAAAGGGUAUACCAUCGUUGACUGCAAAUACAACCCUCCCUUCGAACACUCACAUGCCAAUUGAAAUGCACGACAGAAAAAUUGCUUGCCCCCAUAAAGGUUGUAACAAAAUGUUCAGGGACAAUUCAGCCAUGCGUAAACACCUUCAUACGCACGGGCCACGUGUUCAUGUGUGCGCUGAGUGUGGAAAAGCAUUUGUUGAGAGCUCAAAACUAAAACGACAUCAGUUAGUACACACAGGAGAAAAGCCAUUUCAAUGUACCUUUGAGGGUUGUGGAAAACGAUUUUCGCUUGACUUUAAUCUGCGGACUCAUGUUCGGAUACAUACAGGAGACAGACCUUAUGUUUGUCCAUUUGAUGGAUGUAAUAAGAAAUUUGCCCAAUCGACCAAUCUAAAAUCGCAUAUUCUUACGCAUGCGAAAGCAAAGCGCAACUCUCAAGCAAGUAAUCGGAAUUCUCUUCAACUUCCAAAUCAAAACUUCAUCAAAGUAGAAAUGUCGGAGCUGGAAUCUAAUUCCCCAUACAUAGUGUACACAGAAUAAACCCAAAAAAAAAAAAAAAAA